AUUAUGUUGUCUUCCAUAAGAAAAAAAUGUUGCUUCGGUUGGCCAUAUAAUAUGUCCACACAACACAAUAUAUACUGUCAAAUUAAUAUGCGUGAUAUAUAUACAUAAUAUAUACAAUAAUGUUUCACCUUUUUGUACAAAAAACGAGUGGGUGUAAAAAUGGUUUCACUACGAGAACUCACAGAGCAACGAGGUAACCAGGGCAGAGAAGGAGAGGAGGAAGGGGUUUUAGCCGUGGAGCCUAUCACUAUGAUAGUGCCACCGGAGUUGCAGGAUGUACCGGAAACAGUGGCGUCUGAGAGCAGCGCCAGUUCCCGCGCCAGAGACGACGGUGACGACCACCCUAGUGCAUCGCCAAGCAGCUCGUCUACGGAAGAGACACCCAGUCGUGAAGAGGGGGCGGGGGAUUUGGUGAGCAGUGUCUCAGACCGGCCGGUUAUUGGGGAAUGGGAAAGUGCGACGAUCCCGGGUAGGUGGAGUAACCUACGGAAAGUGCCGAAGGACCUGCCCGAUGGAUUCAGGUUCAAGGCUGCACUUCAUCACGAAGUAGCAGAUUGUACGCCCUCCAUAAGUGGGUAUAAAUGGCUGGAGGAGAUGGUGAGGGCGUACCACAUCCCCAAGACCAUAUUGCUGCGGACAGGCGGGCAGAACGAAAGAGCGUUACGAGCUGGCGCUGACGCAGCUAACACCCAACAGCAUAAGGUUCAUCAUAGGCUUUAUGCUGUUGUGCGCAAGAUUGGAGGUGCCAGCUAAAGCAAUAGUGUUCAGGUCGCUAUUCCAGUGCCGGUUGUGCCCGAACUCACGAGGAGCGAAGUGGUAUUAC
Messenger RNA from Rubroshorea leprosula, 823 nucleotides. The record is from the annotation of a GenBank genome assembly. Lineage: Eukaryota; Viridiplantae; Streptophyta; Magnoliopsida; Malvales; Dipterocarpaceae.